This is a messenger RNA of Ectocarpus sp. CCAP 1310/34, 552 nucleotides long. The record is from the annotation of a GenBank genome assembly. NCBI's taxonomy places the organism in Eukaryota, Phaeophyceae, Ectocarpales, Ectocarpaceae.
AUGCCUCGCUUCCACGGAGUGCAGACUCGCAGCAUGACUCGGGCGCGGGCGCUGAGGUCCGAGACCAACGCGCCGCCCUCGGAAACAUCCGAGGUGUCUUUCAUCCAUAGCAUUCCUUCGGCAUCCAGUCCGGAAAGAACACUUCGUCCCUAUCAAUCGAGAAUUGCGAGGGCAUGCGAGAGAGACAACACUUUGGUGGUGCUGCCAACCGGCUCAGGCAAGACCAUCAUCGCCGCCGAGGUAAUCAAACAGCGCCCCCCCCGUGCGCUCUUCCUCGUGCCGACACGCCACCUGGUGAAGCAGCAAGCGAAAGUCCUCCGCGCAUGGACUUUCCGCCGCAGGAUCGCACAGCUCAGGGGUGGCGACGAGUUGCAGAAGAAGUCGUUCGACGUGCUCGUGGCAACCCCGGAUGCUUUCUGCGCUGUACAAGGCAAGGAACGUACCCGUCUCGCGUGGGCGCGCUUUCAGGUUGUUGUUUUCGACGAGGUGAGAUCCAAUUAUGGUGAAAAUGAAGUAACUCGCGCUGCCCUGCAGUCACUCGUGGUCUCCUAG